Medioppia subpectinata is the source of this 685-nucleotide messenger RNA. The record is from the annotation of a GenBank genome assembly. Lineage: Eukaryota; Metazoa; Arthropoda; Arachnida; Sarcoptiformes; Oppiidae.
GUUAAAUUAGUAGUCGAUUCAUGUCUUCAGGCAAACCAUGGGUGGUGUUUGUAUUGGGCGCACCCGGAGCUGGAAAGGGUACCCAAUGUCAACUAAUAUGUAAGGAGUUCGGUUUCAUUCACUUGAGUGCCGGCGACCUCUUGAGAGCCGAGUGUAACGCCGAAGGAUCACAAUAUGGGGAACUGUUUAAAAGUCAUACGCGUAACGGCACUAUACUGCCCGUUGAGAUCACUUUAAAAGUGUUGGAAAAGGCUAUGAAGAGCUCAUCCGCCGGCGGUGAGCCGUCCGACGGAAGGGUCGGCAAGUUUUUAAUCGACGGCUUUCCCCGAAACCAAAACAAUUUGGACGGAUGGCAGACAGCGAUGACACACAAAGCGGACCUCAAGUGUGUCCUAGUGUUGGACUGUCCACCAGAUGUAUGUAUUGAUCGAUGUCUGACGAGAGGCCGCACCGAUGAUAACACCGAGAUUCUCGGCAAACGGAUUGAUAAUUAUUUGUCCGACACUUUGCCAAUUGUUGAGUAUUACCGGCGCUUGAAUUUGGUCCGCGAAGUGAAUGCAAACCUUCCUCCGGACCAAGUGUUUCAAGACGUGCGGCAAAUAUUUCAGACACUAAAGUGACGCCAAAUAAUGAAAUUGUUUAAAAUAUGACUCCAGACUCAUAUGAAUCAUAUGAAAAACACUAA